This is a messenger RNA of Hordeum vulgare subsp. vulgare (domesticated barley), 779 nucleotides long. RefSeq lists its product as uncharacterized. Bases 1 to 492 code for a protein of 163 amino acids. The record is from RefSeq and is a predicted model, not a curated record. NCBI's taxonomy places the organism in Eukaryota, Viridiplantae, Streptophyta, Magnoliopsida, Poales, Poaceae. The transcript is spliced from 2 exons.
AUGCGGGGCCCGCUCCACUGGCUGGUGGUCUGUCUGGAGGCAAAACAAAAGAAAGACAGACAGACACACAGACACAGGACAAAGGAAGGCAAGGCAAGGAAAAAGGUGGCGUCUUUCCUUCUCCCCGCACUCCGUCUGUACGCACUCUCGCCUGCCGUCAUCGCCAUGGUCUCCUCCCCGCCGCCGCCGGCCUCCGCUACCACCGACGACGACCGCUACCAAGGUACCGCCCCCUCUUUCUUCUCCGACAAGAACGAGGCCGGACGCAUCAUCGGCAAGGCGGGGUCCCACCUCCGGCGCCCGCAUCACGCUCUCCGGCUGGGGACCGCCGCGUCGUCUUCCUCUCCGGCCCCGUCAUGGACGCCGCCGACCUCGUCCUCAACAACAUCCUCUCCUCUCCUCUCUAGUGUAGAAAAAAAAGGGAGAAUGUUGCAUUCAGGAAGGGAAGAUGGAGAUGGAGAUGGAGAUGGAGAUGGAGAUUUGUGGUUGUAGAGCAGGAAGGGAAGGAGAUGUUGCAUUCACUUGUGUGAAGUGAUAUGUAUGUAAGUGAUGUCCCUGAUCAUGAACCUACCUAGAAUGUUUUGUAUGCAUGUAUUUUUCUAUUCUAUCAGUGCGUUGCCUUGUGCACUCGGAUGCAACAUAGUGCUACUGGCCGAACUAUACUAUCCAUGUCUUUGAUAAUUAGCGGUAUGUAGUUGUUGGUGGCUUGUAGGUGUGUAACAUAGAUGUAUAUAUGUUACUCUUGCUUAAAUGUAUAUAUAUGAAACUUUUAUGUGGCG